AUGUCGUGUUGUUCAACAAAAGAUGAUAUAUUAAAAGCGAUGCAAGUGAAACAAGAUAUGUUAAUUAACUUUAAUCAUUUAUUAUUAGAUCGUAUUCGUCAUCUAGAAGAAACUAUUAAGGGUAUGGUAGAAAUUCAAGCAAAAUUAAACAAUUUAACUAAUAAUAAUGAUUAUAUUGUACAACAACAAGAAUUAAAAAUACCACAAACAUUUACUGGAAAAAAAUUAACAAAACGUAGUAGUUCUACAUCGGAUUUUUUUCUUCAAACUAAACUAUUGUCACCAUCACCAAUCUAUUCCUAUAACAAGAGUAUUCGAUCAUGUCCGUCAAGUGUUGAUGGAAACGCUUCUAAAAGUGAUAAUAAAUUUAAUCGUAGUGCUCUAUCAACAGAUAAUUUAAAUAUGAUUAAAGAUUCAAAAUUAUUGAAAAAAUUGACAAAAAAAUUGAAUAUAAAAUCAUCAUCAUCAAAGAAAAUAGAAUCUGAACAAAUAUUAAGUGUUUGUAAUUGUGUUUCAUUACCUGUUUCUAUUUCAUCAACGCCAGCUACCAUUUCCACAGUGAAAAAACUCGGUUCAGCAUCAUUAUAUUCAAGUACAAAUGAAAUUAAUUCUCCAACAUCACAACGUUUAGAAACUAGACGUUUUGCAAGAGAUGUGGAUGAUAAUGAAGUUCGAGCAUUUAAAGCCAUGGUCUAUAUGGAACAAGCAAGAAAAGAACAUGGAAAAGAAUUUAAAAAUAGUCCAUUAUGUAUAUUACGAAAAGCAUUCCGCCCAAAAAAGAAAGAAUCAAUAACGACAAAUACCUAUGAUUUUUUAAAAAAAUUAGAUGAUUAA
Messenger RNA from Didymodactylos carnosus, 834 nucleotides. Lineage: Eukaryota; Metazoa; Rotifera; Eurotatoria; Philodinida; Philodinidae. The record is from the annotation of a GenBank genome assembly.